Messenger RNA from Eremothecium cymbalariae DBVPG#7215, 1287 nucleotides. It is a transcript of the gene ATC1, whose product is annotated as Atc1p. Lineage: Eukaryota; Fungi; Ascomycota; Saccharomycetes; Saccharomycetales; Saccharomycetaceae. The record is from RefSeq and is a predicted model, not a curated record. The transcript has a single exon. Bases 1 to 1287 code for a protein of 428 amino acids.
AUGAGCGUUAAAGGUAGAAGUAAGGAACCACAUUUGGAACUUGCGAAUCCUGUUCAUAGUCACGAGCGCAGUCACGAGCGCAGUCACAUUUUGCAUAACCAAUCAGGUUCUUUAGAAGGCAUGGCACAGCAUGCGUUUCUCCAAGCUUCGCAUUCUAGUCGCUCAGGUUUUAAUAUUGAUGACGAAGAACACAAUCUAGAAUUGGAAUUACACCGAUUUUUAUCGCAACACACUAUUGGAUCAGGUGGGGGGAAUAAUGGGAGUGGUAAUCUCUCAAACCUUGGAUCAAUUACAGGUACCACCCCUGAGGUUUCCAACACCAUUAUAGAGCAUAGAGAUGAAAUGGCCGAAGCUAUUGAGAAAGCCAUGGCUGAGAUAGCAUGUCCAGAGCUUUGGAACCAAGAUCAUUCGAAUACAGAACAUUCUGCAGGAAGUGAAGUACAUUUGGACCAAUUGACGAUGGAUGGUAUAUUAGGUAACGAUGAGCCUUUUGUUACCAUAAAUCAUACGAUGAAUGAAACGCACGCCGCUGGCGUGGAUGAUAAACACCAUCACCCAACUCCAACCUCUUUGGUUCCAGGGAUUGGCCCCAAACCAAUCAUACAACAAUCAAUGAAUAUGAACGCACGUCUAGGGACCGAUACUCCACGUUCUAUCGACAUUAGUAUGGAAGGACACAAUACUCAUACUAUUUCAACACCUAAUGACAAGCGAAAGCAAAGCUCUGAUGCACCUCUCCAGGCCGCCCCAAAGAAGGUAAAGUUGUUCUAUGAUACCCUAUCACCAGAGUCACUAUCCCCGUUAUCUGAUAAUAGUGACUUAUUGAAAACGACAGACAGCAAAGGAUCACGUACUCGGCAUGUACAAUUGAACUCUGAAGCCAGGGGGUCCGCUGCCACAUCUAAAGAUGGUGGUUCUAAAUGCAAUAACUCAUUAACUGUUACUACUCCAAGAAUAGACAUUAAUACUGUAACCCCUAAAACGAAACCACUUCCAUCAUUAUCAGUAUCACCGUCUUCACACGUCAGCCCAGGGAAAUUAACAGAUGAAUUUACUAUGCAGCAAGUCACAGAAACGAAGAAAAGGAUCAUCAACACCCACAAACUGAUCUUGAAUUUCAACUUUUUAAAAGAUAGUUACACAAGAUCAUGCACAGAGUUAAAGAGAACAAUGUUUAAGUUAAAGGAAUCUGAAUCACACAGGGCUGGAUUGGUAAAAGAAAAUGAACAAUUGAAGAGGUUAGUACUAGAACUUAGUGAAAGGUUAGAAAGUUCAAAUGAAACGUAG